Molecule: messenger RNA, 704 nt
Organism: Zalophus californianus (California sea lion)
Lineage: Eukaryota; Metazoa; Chordata; Mammalia; Carnivora; Otariidae
Gene: LCN10
Product: lipocalin 10
Exons: 5
Coding region: 96-704 (202 amino acids)
Molecular function (GO): small molecule binding
Source: RefSeq, a predicted model, not a curated record
CUCAAGGCUCCGGGUUGGCUGGACGCCCACGGCAGGGUCAGGUGGGUGGGGAGACUUAAACUCAGUGCCCCGGUGGCUGAGGAAGGAGGGUGACAAUGGGACCAGGGAGGCUGACGUGUGUGCUGGUCUUGGCGCUUAUGCCUGCUACGGGGUCCCGGCCGCAGGAACAGCUACCCAGGGAGUCCCACAGCCUCAACUGGAACAAGUUUUCAGGGUUCUGCUACAUUCUGGCUAUCACCUCUGAGGGCCAGAGAUUCUUGCCAGGCAGAGACAGGAGGAAGCUGGGGGCACUGAGGGUGGUGGUCCACAAAGCGGGCCAGCUGAAGGUGGUCCUUGCCUUCAGCCGGUCACAGGGGUGCCAGUCACACACGUUAAUUCUGCGGAAAGAUAGGAAAAAGGCGAUGUUCAGGAAUACUUGUGCGUAUGAAGGCCUGGGGCCUGGAGAGAAAGACCUGGGGGUGGGCGGGGUCGAGGGCUUCCACGUGCUGUCCACCGACUACAGCUACGGUGUGGUCUACGUGCGCCUGGGCCGGGCCGGCCGGACCUCUAAGACCCUGCUGCUCCUCAGUGAGUCCAGCGGCAACAUCUGGGGAGGGGGCGUGCGGGGUGCAGCACCCUGGCUUCUCUGUCCUGCCAGCUCGGAGGGCGCUGCGGUGGCCACGGGCUCGGGGACGGCCCCAGAGGGCCAGAGCUGGGGACUCUGA